Molecule: messenger RNA, 5679 nt
Organism: Entelurus aequoreus (snake pipefish)
Lineage: Eukaryota; Metazoa; Chordata; Actinopteri; Syngnathiformes; Syngnathidae
Product: kelch repeat and BTB domain-containing protein 3-like
Exons: 10
Coding region: 885-2828 (647 amino acids)
Molecular function (GO): protein binding
Source: RefSeq, a predicted model, not a curated record
CAUUGAAAGUGACCUUUUUGGUGUGUUUAUUAAUUGUUGUUUGUUCAGUAAUAAUAAAUAAAUAGCAUAAAAACAUAGCAUGUGUGGUAAAAUAAAGUAAACAUCGCUAUUAUUUUACCACCGAGUACGUGUAGUUUCUCUGUGUCAGUAUUCGAGUGAGCCUAAAUGAGUGUAAUCGGAGUGUUGCUUAUGACGUCACAUCCGUUGUUCUUCUUAGCGGCUUAAUUCACACGAUGGUCUAUCAGAUGGCGCGUAGCAUUAAAACAAGUGAGAGUGAGAUUGAUAUAUACAGAAAAAAUUGUUUUAAACGGAAGAAGUAAUUUUUUGUACCAAAGGAAGGAAGGAAGUAAAAAGUGGCGAGGCUUAAAAAAGACGAGAAAGAAAGAACAGCUUGUUUCCUGCUCUUUGCUUUGCUCAAGUCUGAUUUUUUUUCUAUUAUUGUUUGCAGGGAAGAAAAAACUUUUGUGCACGUUAUUUUCUCUUGAGGCUGUAGAUUUGGGUGCCAUACAAUUGUUAAAAAAUAAAGAUAUUAAAUGCUCUAAAAAAAAAAACAAGUGAGAGUGAGUGUCGAGUUUGAGCAGAAAAUGCCGUAUCAAGUGAGUACCGUACGAUUAAAACGACAAAAACGAACCUGAAACCUAAAAUAAUACGACAUAUAUGCAUAUGAAGUGUUUUAAUAAACAUUAUUUCAAUACUUCUCUGGAAAUAUUAUGUCAACUGCUUCUCAGCUAAAGUUUUUGAGCUUAGGUCAUCUUUCGGUUAAAACAACUACAUCUCCCAUAAGUCAUUGCGGCGUCUUCCGCUGAGCACAAAAAAAGCCUCGUAUGUCUGAAUUAUAUGUCCCGAUUAUUUAUUCUGACCUCUAUUAACUCGCUGUUAAUAUUAUGUUUACACAACGUUGUACUUCAAAUGGUAAAAAUUGGAUUACUGAAAAGUAUAAUUUGACGGAUUCCCUGGCAUUCCGGAAGUGCUUCCGGGAAGAAGGAGGAAGAACCGUCCAGAGUCCUCACACUAUGGCGGAUGCAAAAGAGUCAUGCAGCGACGUCCCAGGGCGACAAACACUGCUGCAGGUGUCCGACUCCUACGGACGCCAGUUGCUGGGUGUGCUCAGAUCCUUUCGAGAGCGAGGACUUCUGUUUGACUUCACCAUAAAAGUCCAAGAGCACACCUUCCCCUGCCAUCGCUGUGUUCUUUAUGCGUGCAGUGAUUUCUUCCGGGCCAUGUUUGAGGCGGACAUGCGAGAGCGGGAUGAUGGUUCAGUGACACUAUGUGACCAGAGUCCAGCGGUGCUGGGCUCCUUCUUGGACUUCGCCUACUCUGGCCACAUUCUUAUCACGGAAGGAAACGUAGACUCGCUCUUUCAGCUCGCCUCAUUUUUACAGGUGUCACUCCUGUCCAGAGCGUGUAGUGACUUCCUGGCGGCGACGUUGGAUGUCGCUAACUGCUUGUCACUCUUAAACCUCGCCGAGGCGUACGGCUCGGUCGCCCUGCAUCAAAGUGCCGCCGACUUUGUGGUUCGCAACUUCCACGAGCUUUCCGACGUGCGAGACUUCGUGGAUAUGCAGGUGGACGUGUUGGAGGAAUGCCUGAGGUCAGCCGCCCUGGGCGUGCCCAGUGAGGAGGCUGUGGUGAUGUCACUUCUCAGGUGGAUACGUGGAGAUCUUCCUGGGAGGCAGAAGCUGCUGCCUGGGUUGUUAUCUCUCACCAGGCCUCACCAUCUCCCUCCACCUGCACUCCAGACCCUUCUGGAAUCAGACGCUCUGCUGAGGAGCGACGAGUCCUGCGUGGCCCUGCUCACCGAGGCUCAGAGCAGACAGAGUCAGCACUUAGGACUGUUCACCGACGCCAGGCCCGCCACCACCCGGACCUACAUUUAUGUCCACAAGACGGAGGGCAACGGAGAGACCUGCCACUCUUUCUGCUACUGUGUGGCAACAGACCAGUGGAAGGAGCUCUCAAUGAGCCAUGGAGUAACAGCCAUGCCAGACCCACCAGGCUCACACAUGACCAGCUUCGCUGAGAAGAUGUUUGUCACUGGGGGUUGCCGUGGAAACUGUCGCCCUGCUGUACGCCUCCAUGUGGAAGAGUCUUUCCACGACGCCACCAACGAAGUGUGGUGCUUCUGUCCCGUCACAAGGACCUGCACGCCCGCCCCGGCCAUGCUGAAGCCCCGAACCAUGCACACAGCCGUGGUCUGCCUUGACCGCGUGUAUGUCAUUGGGGGGCGGACCCAGGGACCUAGCGGGUGUCUUCACAGUCUGCUAGAGGUGGAGUUUUAUGAUCCGCUGAACAGGCGCUGGUUUCCGGUCAGUCCUCUGCCGACCGCAAUCUUCUAUCCGGAGGCCAGUGCUUGCGGCAACAAGAUCUACACUCUGGGAUCACAGGCGGAGAGAAGCGACUCCUUCAACCCCUCGCUGGACUGCUUCUUCAGCUACCAUGCCCGACACGACCAGUGGAGCCGCCUGGUGGCAGACACUGGUCAGUUCUUCCACGCGGCGCUGGUCAAAGCGGUUUCCAUUCGUCAGACUCUGCACCUCUGUGACCUGUCCACUCACAAGUUGUACAGUUUCUGCCCUGAGACAUGUGCGUGGAAGGAUAAGGGAUCCUUCGGGUGUGCAGGGUUCAACGCUGAAGCAGUGGGUACCUGGGACAAAAUCUACAUCCUGGGUGGCGACUAUUCCCCCAACGAGAUCACAGAUGAAGUCCAGGUGUACCACAGUGACAGGGGCCAAUGGGAAGAGUUGUCCUCGAUGCCCAGAGCGUUGACUGAAUUCCACUGCCAGCUCAUCAGCUUCAACAGGCACAGUGACCCCUGGUGUGACCUUUGAUGCACAAACUACACAAACGUUGAAACGGUGGUUUGCAUGUUGGCCUCCCGGUCAGGAGAUCAAAGGUUCAAAACAGACUCAGUAACUCCACGGUGACGUUGUGGUGAGGAAUGUGUGAAACAAUACAAAAAGACUGCCAUUAAAGGCCUACUGAAAUGAUUUUAAACGGGAAUAGCAGAUCCAUUCUAUGUGUCAUACUUGAUCAUUUCGCGAUAUUGCCUUAUUUUUGCUGAAAGGAUUUAGUAGAGAAAAUCGACGAUAAAGUUCGCAACUUUUGCUCGCUGAUAAAAAAAAAGCCUUGCCUGUAGCGGAAGUAGCGUGACGUCACAGGAGCUAGUAUUCCUCACAAUUCCCCGUUGUUUACAAUGGAGCGAGAGAGAUUCGGACCGAGAAAGUGAUGAUUACCCCAUUAAUUUGAGCGAGGAUGAAAGAUUCGUAGAUGAGGAACGUUACAGUGAAGGACUUGAGAGACAGUGAUGGAUGUAUCUCUUUUCGCUCUGACCGUAACUUAGGUACAAGCUGGCUCAUUGGAUUCCACACUCUCUCCUUUUUCUAUUUUGGAUCACGGAUUUGUAUUUUAAACCACCUCGGAUACUAUAUCCUCUUGAAAAUGAGAGUCGAGAACGCGACGAGCUAACGUGAUAGCAUCUUGCUUUAACUGCAUAUAGAAACAAAAGAAAUAAACCCCUGACUGGAAGGAUAGAUAGAAAAUCAACGAUACUAUUAAACCGUGGACAUGUAAAUACACGGUUAAUGCUUUCCAGGCUGGCGAAGGUUAACAAUGCUGUGCUAACGACGCCAUUGAAGCUAACUUAGCAACCGGACCGCACAGAGCUAUGCUAAAAACAUUAGCUCUCCACCUACGCCAGCCAGCCCUCAUUUGCUCAUCAACACCCGUGCUCACCUGCGUUCCAGCGAUCGGCAGAAGGACGAAGGACUUCACCCGAUGCGUUUGGCGGACCGGAGACGUAGGAAGUCAAGGUGAGGUCGGCGGCUAGCGCGGCUAGCGCGGCUAGCGCUCCACCGAUCCCACCUACAACUGUCUUCUUUGCAGCCUUCAUUGUUCAUUAAAAAAAUUGCAAAAGAUGUCCAGAAUACUGUGGAAUUAUGAAAUGAAAACAGAGCUUUUUGUAUAGGAUUCUACGGGGUACCAUAACUUCCGUUACUCUGACUUCGUCACGCGCAUACGUCAUACCGCGACGUUUCAGCCGGAUAUUUCCCGGGAAAUUUUAAAUGUCACUUUAUAAGUUAACCCGUGCCGUAUUGGCAUGUGUUGCAAUGUUAAGAUUUCAUCAUUGAUAUAUAAACUAUCAGACUGCGUGGUCGGUAGUAGUGGCUUUCAGUAGGCCUUUAAAAGUUAAUAAUACUAAACAGACACUUGUAAACAUGUUAGCUGAUUAGCUAAUCCUAAUAACGCUAGCUUGAUUACAUUGCAAUAGCAGGUACAAAUAUGCAUGAAAGCACUCUUACAGAUAUCACACACGGGACGGUUUAGUAAGUAUGAAUUGUUUUAGUUGUAUUGUAAAAACUUACAAACGCCGCUUGGAGUGAUGAACGAAGAAUCCGUACGAGUAGACACGCUAUAGACAAGUAAUAGACGAAAGGGGAUAUACUUCCGGUUCAAGGCACGGAACAGAAAGUGGAUUUUCAAACCGCAGCAGUGAGCGAACUCGCCCAAAAGAUGGCGACGUAGCACAAACAUUGAUAACACACCUUUUCAGUGUGUCUGUUGAAUACAAAACAUGGCCGUUGGCGAACAAAAAUUCAUGAAUUAGCCGCACAGUUUUAUAAGCCACAGGGUUCAGAGCGUAGGUAAGAAGUAGCGGCUUAUAGUCCAAAAAAUACGGUAGAUUUUUUUGCAUUAUCUAAAAAAAAAAAAAAAAAGCAAUUUCGGUAGACAUUUCGUGUGAAUGCUGAAGAGCCAAAGCCGAAUAGAAAUGCUGGCCAGAUAGUGUCGAGCAACUAAAAAUAUGAGCUAAAAAAGCUAACGUGCUAACAAUAACAUGCUUACAGUUAGCAUUAGUGAAAUACCAGAAUAUAGCUGAGAUGACGCUGCUACCUAGGGAUGGGUACCGUUCACAUACGGUACCCAUCCCCAGUAUCUGGAAAUCCAUUUCUGUGAUGUUUUUGUUUGUUAAUAAAUGUUAAUUUUUUAAUAAUAAAAUGUUAUUUUUUUAUGUAACAUUUAAAAAUAAGCUAAUAACUGUGCUGUCCAGUUGAGUCUUUUGCAAUGCAGUUGCGCUUCCAAGACAUUAGGUGGCAGUACUGUACAGGCUAUUUGUAGUAUGUUGUCUAACGAGGAAGUAGCCUUGAAUGUGUUAUGUUGCGCCCUAAAAAGUGUUCAUACUGUAAGUAUCGUACUUAUUACGCACCAGCUGUUUAUAACAUCCAUCUUAGUUGUAGUUUUCAUUGACACUUUUGAAGAAUACAAAUAAGACAAUCAACAUAACAUUAAAGUCCAUUUUGAAUGAGAAGAAGCAGUAAGAAGUUCAAACCUUGUGUCUGGUGUUGAAAUUGUCAUGUAAAAUUGCUAAUGCUAAUCAGUAGCAAAGCCAAUGUGUAUUAACAUCAAGCUAGUGCACUUUUGGAAAAGUGGACCCUUGCUUUACUUACUUUGGAGCGUUUUUGUUUGUUUGUUUUAAAGUUGUUUGCUCUGUUGGCAUCCAAAAUUGAAACGUUACUACAGAGCAAAACUUUAUACUUUGCAUUCAUUGUUUGCUGUUUGUUACAUUUUUGUUGUAUUUUGCUUGUUUGUAUAAGAUACACAAUUAUCGAGGAGCUGGUCUGAGAAGUAAAAGAGGAGCGAUGUUCAUAUGUUGUUAAUAUUCAGUGUUUUAUUGUUCAUAGUUAA